Hansenula ciferrii is the source of this 1674-nucleotide messenger RNA. Its product is annotated as amino acid permease. The transcript has a single exon. Gene Ontology annotation, biological process: amino acid transmembrane transport. Gene Ontology annotation, molecular function: amino acid transmembrane transporter activity. The coding region runs from base 1 to 1674 and encodes 557 amino acids. The record is from RefSeq and is a predicted model, not a curated record. Gene Ontology annotation, cellular component: membrane. NCBI's taxonomy places the organism in Eukaryota, Fungi, Ascomycota, Saccharomycetes, Phaffomycetales, Wickerhamomycetaceae.
AUGGCUUAUGAACAGCAGAAUUUAGAGAAUGACUCUUCGUCAAAGAAUAACUAUGCUAGUGUUUAUGUGAAUCCAGCAAAUGAAUCCGAAUCUGAAGUACCAAUAUAUAUAUCAGAAGAGGAGGUAGGAAGCGUGAAAGACACACAAGUCAAAAGAACACUGAAGCCUCGUCAUGUUACUAUGAUUGCACUUGGAGGUACCAUCGGUACAGGUUUAUUCAUUGGUAUUGCAACCCCCUUGACAAAUGCGGGUCCAGUCAACGCAUUCAUUGCAUAUUUAUUCAUGGCCACCAUAGCUUAUUCAGUUACUCAAUCCUUAGGAGAAAUGACAACAUAUAUACCAGUUACCUCAUCAUUUACUGUCUUUACUCAAAGAUUUUUAUCACCAGCUUUAGGCGUUACGAGUGGUUAUCUAUAUUUGGCUUCUUGGUGUGUGAACUUUGCUUUGGAACUAUCAGUAAUUGGACAAAUUAUUCAAUAUUGGACUUUUGCAGUUCCUUUACCCGCUUGGAUAGCUAUAUUCUGGGUGAUCUUAGUAGGAGCAAAUAUGUUUCCUGUCAAAUAUUAUGGUGAGGUUGAAUUUUGGGUUGCAGGAAUUAAAAUUAUCGCAAUUGUUGGUUUUAUUAUUUAUUCAUUCAUAAUGGUUUGUGGUGGUGGUAAAGAAGGUCCAAUUGGAUUUAGAUACUGGAGAAAUCCAGGUCCCUGGGGUCCAGGUUAUCUGUUUCCUGGUACUGCGAAAGGUAGAUUUUUGGGCUGGGUUUCUUCUUUAGUCAAUGCAGCUUUUACAUUCCAAGGUACUGAAUUGGUGGCUGUCUCAGCAGGUGAGGCUAAAAAUCCAAGAAGAUCAGUUCCAAAAGCCAUCAACAAGGUUUUUUUUAGAAUAUUAUUCUUUUAUUUAUUAUCAUUAUUCUUCAUUGGGCUAUUAGUUCCAUAUGAUGACCCAAAAUUAGGCUCAAAUGCUUCUUAUGUGGCUUCAUCUCCAUUCAUUAUUGCCAUUCAGAACUCAGGUACACCAAUAUUACCACACAUUUUCAAUGCUGUUAUUUUGAUGACAAUUGUUUCAGCUGCAAACUCAAAUAUUUAUAUUAGCUCACGUAUCCUAUAUUCAAUUGCUCAAAAUGGUCUAGCACCAAAACUUUUCAAAUCAACAAACAAGUAUGGUGUUCCAAUUGUUGGUGUCUUUUCUACAGCUUCGGUAGGAUUUUUGGGCUUCAUGGUGGUAUCUAAUGAUGCAUGGACUGUCUUCAACUGGCUAUUAAAUAGUACAGCAAUUGCUGGACUAUUUUUAUGGUUAUGCAUCUCCUUAUCUCAUAUCAGAUUUAUGCAAUCAUUAUCUGCUCGUGGUAUCUCUAGAGAUGAGCUACCCUUUAAAGCACACUUCAUGCCAUGGGCUGCUUAUUAUGCUUCAUUUUUCAUUGCGUUGAUCAUUUUAAUCAAUGGGUUUGAUGCUUUCAUUAAAGGUUUUAAUGUUAGCUCAUUUUUCACAGCUUAUAUAUCCGUCAUUUUGUUCGUUUCAUUGUGGUUAUUCUUUCAAUUCGUUUACUUCAGAGGUAGAAUACUAAUAAAAUUAGAAGACCUCGAUCUUGACUCUGACAGAAGAGAAAUAGAUGCGAUAGUUUGGGAAGAUGAAACCCCAAAGAAUAUGUGGGAGAAAUUUUGGGCUGUUGCAGCUUGA